AUGUUGUCCCGUCACCUCUUUAGCCCCUUUGCAAGGAACAAGGCAGCCUCGUGCCGCAUUGCCACGCCAUCUUUUCUCCGUGGCUUCGCUGUAUCCACACUCCAGGUGGACAAUCCGUACACGGGAGAGAUCUUUUGUGAGGUCGCAUAUGACUCCAAAGCCGAAGCGCACGCCAAACUCGGUGCAGCCGUGGAAGCGCAGCGUGACUGGAAAAAUGUGCCACUUGACCAACGUCAAGCUCUGUGCACCCAGUGGGUGAGCGCUCUCGCUGGCAAUGCAGAGUCCAUCGCACAUGAAAUCUCGGGCAUGAUGGGAAAACCAGUGCAGCAGGCGCGCAACGAGGUCAAUGGGACUAUUGAACGUGCCAAGGCUCUUAUUUACCUGUCGGAUGAAGCGUUGCGCACGGAUUCGUUUCCAGAAGAGAAUGGACUCUUCCGCCAGAUCACACACGAUCCUGUUGGCGUCGUUUACGUCAUCGCUCCGUGGAACUACCCUCUCAUGACGGCGGUCAAUUCAAUCAUUCCUGCUGUACUCGCCGGGAACUCGGUGCUGUUGAAGCACUCGCCUCGCACUCCGCUAUGCGGAGAGCACUACCAAAAGACGUUCGAACAAGCUGGGUUUGCACAAAACGUACUGCAGUCUUCACUUGUUGAGCACGUCACGGCUGCAGAAAUCAUCCGGCGCCCGGAGACCGCUUUUGUAUCGUUUACGGGAUCUGUCCAAGGAGGUCGUCAAGUCCAGGAUAAAAUCUCGCAGCGCUCAAUUGACAUAACGUUGGAGCUUGGAGGAAAUGAUGCCGGAUACGUUACAGCCAACGCUGAUGCUGAAGCUGCAGCUGAAGGUCUGGUGGACGGUGCUUGCUAUAACGCUGGUCAAUCGUGCUGCGCUGUCGAGAGGAUCUACGUUCACGAGUCCAAGUACGACCAGUUUCUGGAGAAGGCACAGAGUUUGUUCGAGGCAUACCAUCUAGGUGACCCGACAGACCCGAAGACAUCAAUGGGUCCGAUGGCUCUUUCUGCAGCACCGAAAAUGCUAGAUGGUCAGGUAAAAGAUGCUGUGGCAAAGGGGGCUCUCCAACUAUCGGGCAGCGGAAUUGUGGCGGACGCUUCCGGAAAGGGCCGCUUCUACUCUCCGACUUUGCUUGCAAAUUGCGAUGGUUCCAUGGCCAUUAUGACGGAGGAAUCCUUCGGGCCGAUCGUUGGUGUCGAGCGCGUGUCAUCGGAUGCCGAAGCUAUCGAGAAGAUCAACAACAGCAAGUACGGACUGACGGCAUCGGUCUUUUCAUCAGAUCGUGACCAAGCCAUGGCUUUGGGCUCGCAAAUAAGCGCUGGCACCGUGUACAUGAACCGAUGUGACGUGUUGGACCCCUACCUCCCUUGGACGGGCCAUCGUGACUCAGGAAAGGGCAUCAGCCUGUCAAAGUACGGAUUCCAUGGCGUCACAAAGCUGAAAUCGUGGAAUUUUUGUGUCUAG
Molecule: messenger RNA, 1473 nt
Organism: Peronospora matthiolae
Lineage: Eukaryota; Oomycota; Peronosporomycetes; Peronosporales; Peronosporaceae
Source: the annotation of a GenBank genome assembly